Messenger RNA from Dichomitus squalens LYAD-421 SS1, 898 nucleotides. RefSeq lists its product as uncharacterized. Bases 1 to 471 code for a protein of 156 amino acids. The transcript is spliced from 4 exons. Lineage: Eukaryota; Fungi; Basidiomycota; Agaricomycetes; Polyporales; Polyporaceae. The record is from RefSeq and is a predicted model, not a curated record.
AUGGGCAACCUGAUAUGGCAUGAAUACGCUCGCUACGUCGCGUUGACGUCGGUCGCUUACUCGAUGUGGGCCGCUUUCUGGGGCAUCAUGUACAGGAAGUAUUUCUUCGACUUCGUGCACGGGAUCGUGCGCAGCCCCGGCGGUGUCCAGCCCGCGGCGAGUGACAGCAUCUUCAUUACUGUUAUUGUCAAGGCGCCCAUCGUCCAGAUCCUCAGCAUGCUGCUCGCGUUUGGUUAUUUGGCCCUCGACUAUCCCGCGCCAUUCCUGAAGGGCUCGGUAAUACAUCGGAGCUUCCCGAUACGUAUCAUAUUGCUGUUCCUGCAGACUUUCCUCUCGAUCUUAUACUAUCAGGGAACAAAUGCGGCGUUGUAUUCCUUUAUAGCUGCGAUGUGCUACGUGCGCGCGCAGGUAAAGGGGGAGAUGAUGGCCGACGCAAAGGACAACAAGGGGCGGGGCGGCGGAAAAGCCUGAGCGUUGAACGCGCUCCUGGUUUUCUCGGUACGAGGAGAAUUUUCAGUAGACUGGCGGCAGACGGACUGGUCCGUCUUGCCGUUUCCUCCCGCCUCUCCUCCACCAUAUCCUCCCGAACCCCUCCGAACGCCUCUCAUCCUACGAUUCCUAUUUCCUGUUUCUCUUCCUGUUGUCGUUCUUUGCUUUCCAACUUGCAUGCCCAGCCAGCCCACAUAACACACCCGUCUGACGUCCGUGAGGACAACCACAGCAUGCAAAAACGAGCAAGGAGAGCCAUCCCAGUGUAUCGCACGAGUUGCGGGAUUUGCGGACGUUUUUGGACAUUUGGUGCUGCCAUCUACUGUUUGUUGUAUCACUUAUAGAAGCGCGAAACUCUUCUGCGUUGUUUGCGGUUCGUACCUCAGGUGUAGGGGUAUAUCGCGAUCGU